Messenger RNA from Chironomus riparius, 672 nucleotides. The record is from the annotation of a GenBank genome assembly. NCBI's taxonomy places the organism in Eukaryota, Metazoa, Arthropoda, Insecta, Diptera, Chironomidae.
GAUGUGCUCUAUUAGCUUGAAAUAUUGCCGUGUGUAGAGACAAUUUUGGAAAAAAUUGAAAAUAAAUUAAAUAAAAGUCUUUAAAAAUGACGGUGGAAACGGAGAUCACUAGAGUAGCUAAUUACCUCAAGUUCCCAAUUAAAGGAAAGCUUAGCUAUACUGAGGAUAACAUAAUUCAGAUGAAUAUCAAUGCAAAUGAAAAGAUUAUUGGAUUUUCAUCAAUUUUAAACUAUUUUCAUAAUGAAGUGCAAAAGAAAGACAAUCAGCAUGUCCAGGACUUUUAUCAGACAAAGCAAUUCUUUGAUUUUGCAAACUUGUUCAUUAGAAGUACGUCAAAGAGAGAUAAAUACGCUGCAUGCCUUGAAUUGAAUUCAUACUUGGAAAGUCGCUCAUACCUUAUCGGACAAAGAAUAUCACUCGCUGACUUGGUCGUCUUUUAUUCAUUAAACGAUAUUAUGCUACAAUUAAGCCCAUUGGAAAAGGAAUCAUAUCUCAAUCUUUCAAGAUGGUAUUCAUACAUUCAGAGCAUUGAAACCAUCCGUCAAAAUACAAAGGAAGUCAACUUCUCAACAAUACAUUUAUUAGGCUGGAAUACAGCAGCUCAUGUUUAAACGCUUUAAAAAUGAAAAAUAAAAUUAUUAACAAACCUUAAUUUUAACGGUUUCAUUUUAA